CCGUGCCCGCCAAAACACUGGUGACUAGUAAGUUAAAUGGCGCGGGUGAUAGGAUUACAAUACAUUGGAGUGUAAUCUUAGUAAGGAGCUGAGGAGAAAUGGAGACGAUGAUGAAGAACUUCAUGAAAAGCCAUCAAACCCUGUUUCACCCAACCAAACCCUCUAAUACAAAUAAUAACAAUAAUUAUCAAUACGACGGUGACGGAGAAGGCGACGAUUCAACCAUUCCCCACCUCUCUCCUCUCGCUCAUUCCGUACUCUCUCGCUCUUCCAAAAUCCUUGCAGUCUCAGUGCAAGAGCUACGGCGUCGUUUUGAUGUUGAGCAUGAGUUUGAUAGCCAGCAACUGGUGAAACACACAAGGAUUUUCCUUGAGCUUUGUUGCUAUCAGGCUCUCCAUCAUAUUAUCACAACCCGUUCUGAUUAUUUGAGUGACAAGGACUUCCGUCGCUUCACCUAUGACAUGAUGCUUGCUUGGGACUCGCCUACUCAUACCCUUCCCGUCAACGAUUCACCACAGAAUGAAACCAGCAUCUCUUCCGGUACACGACAAGAGGAGGAUGAGGAUGGCUGGUCCCUUUUUUACUCCACUACCACAAGUAUGGCUGUUCAGGUUGAUGACACAACAACUGUUGGCCGAGAGGCUUUUGCCCGUAUUGCUCCUGCCUGUCCUGCUGUUGCUGACGUAAUAACCGUCCACAAUCUUUUUGAUUCGCUCACUACCUCUUCAGACAGCAGACUUCAUUUUCUCAUUUAUGAUAAAUACCUUCGCAGCCUUGACAAGAUCAUUAGGAGCGCAAAGAACACACCAGGACCCUUGAUUUCCAACCAUCAGCUUGCUGAAGGAGAGAUCAUCCUUGAUGUUGACGGUACAAUUCCCAUUCAACCUGUUCUACAGCAUAUUGGAAUCUCAGCAUGGCCAGGCCGAUUGACACUGACUAAUCAUGCUAUCUACUUUGAGUCAUUGGGAGUUGGUUUAUAUGAUAAAGCUGUUAGAUAUGAUCUGGCAUCUGAUAUGAAGCAGGUCAUCAAACCUGAAUUAACCGGACCAUUGGGUGCUCGUCUCUUUGAUAAAGCUGUGAUGUACAAAUCAACAUCUGUAGCAGAGCCUGUUUAUUUUGAGUUUCCUGAAUUCAAAAGCAAUUCUCGACGGGACUAUUGGUUGGAUGUGUGUCUUGAGAUCCUGCAUGUGCACAGAUUCAUUCAGAAAAACAACUUCAAUGAGACUCAGCGGUUGGAGGUACUUGCAAGGGCUAUCCUGGGCAUCUUUCGAUGUCGCGCAGUUAGAGAAGCUCUCUGCCGCUUUUCAUCUCAUUACAAAACCUUGCUUGCUUUUAAACUGGCUGAAAGUCUUCCCCGGGGAGAUAUGAUCUUGGAAACUCUGUCCAGUCGCCUGGCACUUCUGAAUGCAACUCCUGUUAGUGGAUCUCCACAUGCAAAACAGCAAUUGAGACUUUCACCAGUUGCACUUCUGACACUUUGUCAACUUGGAUUUAUCUUACAAAAAGAAGCAAAUCUAGAUGUAGAAGUUAUAGCAUUUGGGGAUCUUUGGGCUGGUGAGAAAAAUCCUUUGGAAAUAUCUGUGAAACAGUCAAUGUCAGAUACUGGGAAAGCUGAAGUUGCACGGGCAACAGUGGACAAAGUGAAGGUUGAAGGGAUUGAUACAAAUGUUGCAGUAAUGAAGGAAUUGCUAUUCCCGGUUAUAGAAUCAGCUGGCCGUCUCCAUCAUUUGGCCUCUUGGGAAGAUCCUUUCAAAUCGAUGGUGUUUCUGGUGUUAAGCUGCUGUGCUAUUUUAUGGGGUUGGACCAGGUAUAUAUUGCCAUCCAUUUUUGUGUGGUGUGCGGUUCUAAUGUUGGUACGAAGGUAUGUCAGCAAAAAGAUGCCCUUAGAAGCCUUCAGGGUUACAGCUCCCCCAAAUAAAAAUGCUGUAGAGCGGCUGUUGACAUUGCAAGAAGCCAUCACAAAAGUUGAAGGAUUAAUUCAGACAGCAAACAUUGUUCUUCUGAAGUUAAGAGCUAUCUUGCUUGCAGUACUUCCCCAGGCCACAGAAAGGGUUGCUGUAUUGCUGGUUUUCGUAGCUGCUGUGCUUGCAUUUGCGUCUCUGCAGCAUCUGAUUCUCUUGGUAUUUCUAGAAGCUUUCACAAGGGAAAUGCCUUACAGAAAAGAAAGCAGUGAUAGGUGGCUGAGACGAUUAAGAGAAUGGUGGGUCAGGAUACCAGCCGCUCCUGUUCAGCUCAUCAAACAGGAUGACAAGAAAAGGAAAUGAAUCAUCCAAGACCGAUUCUUCUGCAAGCUGUAAAUGCUGAAGCACAUAGAUGUUUUGCUUAAGGAAUUACAUACUGUAUAGAAAGGAAGUAGAGGUCCUUCUUUAAAAGGCCUGGAAAGUAAAAGGCCAUUGCAUGAUGGUAUGAUUUUGAACAGCAUACGUUUAACAUUUAAAAUUUGAGUUAC
This is a messenger RNA of Populus euphratica (Euphrates poplar), 2449 nucleotides long. Its product is annotated as polygalacturonase inhibitor (DUF639). The transcript has 9 exons. The coding region runs from base 99 to 2264 and encodes 721 amino acids. Lineage: Eukaryota; Viridiplantae; Streptophyta; Magnoliopsida; Malpighiales; Salicaceae. The record is from RefSeq and is a predicted model, not a curated record.